Rhinichthys klamathensis goyatoka is the source of this 1275-nucleotide messenger RNA. RefSeq names its product phosphate cytidylyltransferase 1A, choline b (gene pcyt1ab). The transcript has 9 exons. The record is from RefSeq and is a predicted model, not a curated record. NCBI's taxonomy places the organism in Eukaryota, Metazoa, Chordata, Actinopteri, Cypriniformes, Leuciscidae. Gene Ontology annotation, molecular function: phosphatidylcholine binding; choline-phosphate cytidylyltransferase activity. Gene Ontology annotation, biological process: CDP-choline pathway. The coding region runs from base 208 to 1275 and encodes 355 amino acids. Gene Ontology annotation, cellular component: endoplasmic reticulum.
UGUGCGUGUUGUUACUGAGCAGUGAUGAUGAUGAUGAUGAUAAUGAUAAUGUAGUGAGAAGGCAGCGCUGUCAUAUCAGCAGCAUAUGGAGUAUCAUCUCUAGAAAGUAUUUCAAACAAAAAUGUGUUGUUCAGACUCUAAUAAGCCAAGUGUAGUCUUCAACCCAUGAUCCUGAGGAAAGGAGGAAACCAGCUUCCGAAUUAAGGGAUGGAAGUGCACCGGUCAGGCCUCGGCAGGAAGAGGAAGAGAGAGGAGUCAAAUGGCGAGAUGAGGGAGGCCGAGGGUUUCCGGAAAAUUCAACGGAGAACUUUGGGGUUGAGUGAACCUGCGCCCUUCUCUGAUGAACUGGUGGCCUCAAAAACACCAUACAUUCGCGUUAGCAUGGAAGAAGCCCGUCUUGGCACUCCAGAGGACCGUCCGGUACGCGUCUAUGCUGACGGGAUCUUUGACAUGUUCCAUUCCGGACACGCUCGUGCUUUAAUGCAGGCCAAGUGCCUUUUCCCAAACACACAUCUCAUUGUGGGCGUGUGCAGCGAUGAUUUGACGCAUAAAUUCAAGGGUUUCACUGUCAUGAACGAGGAUGAGCGUUACGACGCUGUGAGUCACUGUCGGUAUGUCGAUGAGGUGAUCCGCAACGCCCCAUGGACACUGACACCUGGAUUUCUGGCCGAGCACAGAAUAGACUUUGUUGCCCAUGACGACAUUCCAUACAUCUCAGCAGGAAGUGAUGAUGUUUACAAACAUAUAAAGGAUGCAGGUAUGUUCGCACCGACUCAGAGAACAGAAGGCAUCUCCACAUCCGACGUAAUCACACGAAUCGUACGUGAUUAUGACGUUUAUGUGCGCCGCAACCUACAGAGAGGCUACACUGCGAAAGAGCUGAACGUCAGCUUCAUCAAUGAGAAGAAGUACCACCUUCAGGAGCGCGUGGAUAAGGUGAAGCAGAAGGUCCGAGAUGUGGAGGAAAAGAGUAAAGAGUUUGUGCAGAAGGUGGAGGAGAAGGGUAUCGACCUCAUUCAGAAAUGGGAGGAGAAGUCACGCGAGUUCAUCGGGAACUUCCUGCAGAUGUUCGGGCCUGAUGGGGCGCUGAAGCACAUGUUGAAGGAGGGAAAAGGACGAAUGUUACAGGCCAUCAGUCCCAGACAAAGCCCCAACAGCAGUCCCGUACGCGAGGAGCGCUCUCCGUCCCCCACCUUCCGUCUUCCCUUCUUCACCACUCCGCCAUUCUUCUCUCCUCCUCCUCCUCAUCAUCACAGCGACGAUGAGGACGACUAG